CUCGAAAGUCCGCAUUUGCACCUUGUUCAACACCCACAUCUUGCUCGGCACAGAACACGCAAACAGAUUUUCUGCAAUCCACAAAGUUGCUAUUUCCAGCUUGACGACUCGACGAGAUGAAUGACGACGAGCGCUCGGCUUCACAAGCGCACUCAUCAAAAGGUGAUCAAACAGAUUGGACAGAGGACUCGGAUGAUGACUUGUAUCAAUCAAUAAUAUCCGAUAAUGGUGAAGACUAUAUGGACGUGGAAGACUCCCCUCCGCACGAUGAUGCUCGUGACCUUGUUCAGUCGAUCGAAGGGAUGUAUCGGGUCUUGGACUUGAUCAGUGAACAAGGGAGCGGUGGACUAGUGGACAAAAUCAUCAUUGCGCAGGAUUCACUCCGAGCAUUCGCCAAUACUAUUUGUCCUGGUUCAUAUGUGUCCAUGACGAAAGUCAAGUUCAGCGCGCUGGAUGGCUUGAUCGUGAAGCCUAUUGGCAUUUAUGGGAGCAAAGAAGAAAUAGCGCGCUUCUUAUUGUCUCUCAGCGUCAUCGACGACCACGUAGCAGCACAGCUCGUUAUUGACCACAGCUCGGCCAGUGUUUUGAAACCAAGCCUUCGAUCUGGACUUUACAUCGUCCGAAAAAAUUGUGAAGCUACCUUCGCUGAACAAUUAUUCGUCGUCUACUGGCCCGAGGAUGCCACUUGGGAUGAUUCAGCUCCUUCAUCCGUGAAACGUAACCGUGUUACCUUCAUGCGGUACCUCGCGACAAUGUGUGACCAAAUCAUGGCGCUCAUCUCCCCUGAGCAUGCCCGCUCCAUUGUAUGGAUUGGACAGGAAAGCAAAGACAUUGUGGUGGAAAUGGACAACGACGAAGACGAACCUGAUAGAAUGUUCACAUUUGAAGUGAGGAAAACCAACCAGCAGGAAGAAGCCGUAAAGCUGCGUCCUGGAUUCAAGGCUACAUCCGUUUGCAUAGCCAUGCCCCAGCCUCAUCCGGAGGCACCAGAAGAUUUUGGACUGCAUAAGCCUCGGUUGUUGCACGGCGAGACUACUCAAGGGUUCAUGACAAUUAACUAUCUACCUGCCAGGCGGAUCACCGAUGUUUGGAAGCGUAGGUCGGUCACUCGCCUCCAGUUAGGUGAUUGGUUACACAGUGACAAAUUGCGAGUAAAGGAGAACCUGGGUGCCAACGCAGUGCAUAUUUUGCUGGAUGCAGGCCUAAAGAAUCGCUUCCCGCAAUUGUGUGAACAAUGGCAGCAAGAGUCUGCCAAUAUUUCCUCUAAUACCAGGGUCACAAAAGCAUCGACUGAGGCCAGCAUCAAGACCAAGCUCGAGAAUGACUUGCCCCUUCUCACUCGCAUCUUCCACAGGAAACUGGUGGAUGCCAUCGUCGAAAAAUUUCCCACUUUCACCCAUGAUUCCUUCCCUUUGCGUGACCAAAGCGAGCGAGGCGACUCUGUAGCUCAAGAUCCGAUUGAACCUGCUGUCGCUCCUUCUAUACCAGCUGAUGGCUCUUCCCCUCAUUCCAAGGAAAGCCAGCAGGCUAGCUCUGAAACCCAAGAUCAACUUUCAACCAUCAUUCAGCUAUACCCAGAAAUAGAGAAAGUGUUUCGUCACACGUUGCAAAAGCUGCGCAUCGAGAAGAUCAACAGUCACGAUUUCAAGAACUACAAGCAACGAGUCUAUAUCGCGGAAAGCCUACUUCGCCAAUUUCCCGACAUCAAGAUGGAAGACGAAGACUUCCUGGAUGUAAUCCUGCACGAUGACAUGCGACAUGUCAAGGAAUCUAUCAGGGUGCUAGGGAAUCAUGUCAUCCCGCAUCAGCAGCCGAAGGGAUUGGUGAAGCAAGCUUGGAGCAGUAUUAAUUCCUUCAUCUCGUCUGGGCAAGGUUCCCAGUUCGUGGAUAAGACGUUCGGAGAUGCAGAGGCUUCUGCAUCUAAGAUCAGUGACACUCAAUUCCUCGCUAGCUUGGAUGACAUGGAGAGACUUACUGUCAUGAAAAAAGUUGUUGCAGGUGCCAGGGCUGCUGCAUUGGUGCAUUUCAGAUCGAUUCUAACCACACAAACGACAAACUUGACUCAUGCAUCGUUGCACAUACAAAUUAAUGAGUCUGUGGCCCAGGUUCAUAAGGAAGCGGCUAUCGGUGAAGAGCAGCAACUGGCCGAAUUACGAAAGAGGUUCAUUGCUGACAUCAAUGCCCAUUCACAGACGGGUCAUCAUUCCGGGCAUGCCCUUCUUAUCGAUACCAUCGAGGAUGGACGAGGCUACUAUCAUGCGGUGCCUCCGGUGCAAAUAACUGGUUCAAGGGAAUCUUUCGAGGAACCAAAGCUGGAGUGCACGAUUCACCCCAUGCAAUUGACAGCGCAGGAUCUACAUUCUUUACAGUUAGAUUCUAGCACGAUUCCCUCACCAAAGUUCAGGACCUCGUUCUCGUUCUCGUUACCCCUUGGUCAUUCAGUGGUGAGGGCCCAAUUGCUUCCAGGUGAGAAGAUCCUGCUCGCAAUGACUGAUCGAUCCGGAAACCUGACGGUGUACCUGGAACACCUCACUGCCAUCGAGGGCGCUUUGACUCAUGGCAGCCGUAGGAAAAAGUUGUAUCGCGAUAAGAUCGGGGAAUUUAUUCUGGCUUUUGAUGAGUCAAAGCGUGUACUCAGCGUUGUUGCCACAGAGAAGCUCCUCUUACACAUCUUCGUUUUUGAUGAUACCCUCGGUUUCCAGGCCAACGGCAGUGCGAUCAACCUGACUCAAUGGUAUCCUGAAGAGUCUUCCAUCAAUCAUGCGUGUUUCAUCUGCGGUGGUGAAGAAUUACUGCUCGUCGAUACAUCAGCACAGGCCAGAGUUUACUCUCUAACGACAAUGCAGUUUAGGCCUGCAACUCUCAACCUCAUUCAGAUUCCAACGGCGGUUUACUCAACUCCAGAUGGUUCUUGCUUAAUCACGGCUCAUGUUCGCGGGCCUGGUUUGUUAUUAACCGCCUACCACUGGAGCACUUUCGGCUCAACAGAUGGUAUCCCGCUCGAGAUCCCUGAUCUUCACUCAGACCAGCCACUGCUUCUGACAUCAUUGACUAACCGGAAUAUCGUGCAUUUGGUCUCACUCGACAUCAGCACUCAAUCAUGUCGAUCUAUCGCUCUCGAUAUCACCCGGAAAGUGACAGAGUUCACCUUCAAAGAAAAGGGUGCCCGAGGAGGGAAUGCGAAGCCUGAGAGCGUUACCGCCCACAACUGUCUCAUAGAUUGUCACGCCGAAGUGUGGACUCGCUUCCCAGUUCUUCCUGCCGUUCAGCGGGAAACGAUAACGUCGUCCAGUGAAAGGUGUCGGCGAACAUUGGUCUUCGUUACAGAUCUGGACCACCAUACAUUCGUGCCGCACUUCCAUGAUCUUGUUUUAAACUUUGAAAGGAUGUCAAAGAAGCCAACCGGAAAUCUUCUCAAGAGAAUCGCUGUCUCCGCAACGACACAGUCUGCUUUUCACCAUGGUCACCUCGACGGUGCGGAGUGGAACGUAUCAAAAUUUCGUGCUGGUGAAUGGCUGGCGGAAUUCCUCUGUCUUAUUCCUAUCCAGAUCGCUGUGACAAAGGAAAACCGUUUUAUUCCACUCAAAGAUGGCGUGUAUUCUACUGAACUGGAGAAGUCCCUUCUUGGCGCGGAUGUCAACCGCAUUGUCGACUACGUGUCUUUUGGUUGGUAUGAAUCUCUAUUUCAGUCAUACAUGGCCAAAAAGCCUGUCAAAGUUGUGUCAUCUAUGGGUGAACAAUCAGUGGGGAAAAGCUUUUCAUUGAAUCAUCUCGUGGACACAUCUUUCGCUGGAUCGGCGAUGCGCACGACAGAAGGAGUAUGGAUGUCAGUGACCCCGACUAAAGAUACUCUUGUGGUCGCCUUGGAUUUUGAAGGUGUCCAUAGUAUUGAGCGUUCCACUCAGGAAGAUACUUUACUCGUCCUUUUCAAUACUGCAAUUUCCAACUUGGUGCUAUUCCGGAAUAAUUUUGCCUUGAGUCCGCGACCUGUCCUAGAUCCAGCAGCCAACCCGAGUCUCUUUCAAUCAACAUUGGCAAUCAUCAUCAAAGAUGUCGUGGAUUCAGACAAAGCAGAUAUCACCAAAGAGUUCGCUCUCAAGUUUCAGAAGAUCGUCCAGGACGAACAAGAGGCCAACUUCAUUUCUCGUCUCCACGCUGGACAGUUGAAUAUAAUUCCAUGGCCGGUGAUCGAGUCGCAGGAAUUUUACCAGUUGUUCCCAGCCCUUAAGCGUCGGUUGGACAAACAAAAACUCACUCAUAAUACAGCAGGAGAGUUCCUUCAUACGGUGAAGACCUUGAUGGCGAAACUGAAGGCAAAUGACUGGGGCGCUCUGUCACAGUCAAUGGCUUCGCAUCGAGCACAACUUCUUCUCACCCGAUUGCCCAACGCUCUUGCAUUCGGACUGCAGGAGGUUCAUCCUGACCCAGAGCCUUUGAAGAACCUGGAUGAUGAUGUUCCGAUUGACAUGCCUGAUACUUCGUCAGCAUUUUCAUUGGCGGGGUUGCAAUCUCCUUCUCGAGAGACUGCUCUUCAAGUUCUGUUUCAUGCGUGGGGAGACUAUGGUUCUCGCCAUCACAUGCCGGAUGAUCUUUGGAUUGAGAAUUUGCUCACUCAUAUCGACAGUCUGGUCAAUUUGCGCAUUGCCCAUGUUCGCGAAUGGAUGUCAUCGAAUGUCGCUCGCUUUCAAAGCGGGCAAGCAAGUAUUGACGAGCUCAUGAGAACGUUUGAAAGUGCAACAGUGGACUUGAAGAGCAAUUUGCAGUUGUGCAAGCUAAAAUGCAGAAGUUGCGAACUGCUCUGCAUUCAGAGCAGAUUGCAUGACGGACAGCAUGACUGUCGGACUUCUCAUGAUUGCAUACAUUCUUGCGAUUUCUGUGCGUCAUCUGGAGAGAAGAAGGCUUGCUCCAUGUCAUGUAUUGUAAAUGCGCAUCUCUGUGGUCAAGUUUGCAAACUCUUCGGGAGACAGGGAUGCCUGGAUGAGUGUACGAAGGUGAUCGGUCACGCAGAAGACGAACAUCUAUGUGCUGCCAAUAUGCAUGCCUGCGGUCAGCCAUGCGAUCUGUCAAAUCUCAGUGAUGUGAACCAUGACCAACACCUGUGUGAUGCUCGGCUUUGCUCUUUCCCCUGCCAACUUUGCAAGAGACUCUGUGCGAAUACAGACCAUCUUCACGGCUUGGAAGACAACGCUAUUCAUCUCUGCGGGGAGGAACAUUCGUGUUCUGUGCAAUGCACUGCCGAGGGCAUCUGCGAAAUUGAGACUGCACCACAAUCGAUCGAGGCGACGUUCACAGGAAGGCACGAGACCUUCCAGUACACGAAGGUAGCGUGCUUGGCUAAACGACUGAGAUGCGCCAAGUCGAUACCACCAGGCCUGGUAGUCCAUGAAGGUCAGCACAACCACAGUUUGGACCCAAGAGUGGUACACUUUUGCAGAACGAAAUGUGAUCACUGUGGUUACUAUUGUACAUUGCCGCUCGGUCACCCGCAACAAGAGCAUGAAACGAGACAUGGAUCCAUGUCUUCGUCACGAUGGGCAAUUGAUGGUCCGGAUGAUACGGGUCUCGAGGUCGAAGGCCGUCGCUUCUCUUCAAAUGACGAGGGAGCACCGAUGAUGUGCAACCUCUUCUGUCAGGCGUUGGGCAGACACGUCCACAUUGACUACUGUCGUGCAGAGGAUGCCGCCUCAUGCAUAGGAAACAAUGAAGCUCAGCAUAUUCUAAGGAGACUGUUACCGCACCCGGACCGUCCUAAAGAUUUUUUGACACACAAUCUGUUCUGGCGGCGGAGUGGCUUCAAAGAUCCGUACUCUAGGGAGGAACAAACAAACUUCGCAAAAUGUGACGCCAUGUGCACCGGUCAAGUCAUCUCUAUUGCCGAUCUUUGUUGGUUACUCAUCCUCACACCAGGUCCUGAACACACUGCUGCAGGGGGCAAUGCUGCUCAGCCAUCUUUUUGUACUUUACCUCUCUUCCACGUCCCAAUGGAUCCAAACAACACCCCAGCGACCCUCGGUUACGUCUCCAACGAUGGGCAUUUUUUCUCUUGCAGGAAUCCCGUGGCGAUGCAGCAAGCGUUCCAUCGCAUACUGACUAUUGGCAGAUCUAAAUCUAUGCGGAUGAAAGAUCGACAACCUCUCAGGAAUACUCCUGCCUCAGAUAGAAUUACCCAACGUUCUAACAACAGAUUUGGCGCCGUUCUCUCGUCCCUGUACAGCUUUUGGUCUGCCCGAGCUGCAGCAGUUGCUGGUCGACAAUCAGCUAGACGAGACUCUUACAGUAUCAUCCUGUUUGAUCGGUCUGUUGUGGACGUCGUGGUGAACGACUUCUCCAGCUCGCCUGACCAGCUACUAGACGCUGCACAAAUUUCACUUGCUGCGAUUCAACGUGCCCAGUCAGUCAUGGAGCAACACUGGAGCACGGAGAGAACUCCUGUCAUCAUCUUUCUGUCGGAUGGCGAGUGCGCUAUCGAGAACCAAACUGUUCAAGAUUUGUGCCGCGCUGCGGUCCGCCUCGGAAAAGCACUAUCCUUCCACUCCGUGUCUUUUGGCCAAAAUAGAUAUUCCGCGACAUUGAAAAGGAUGUUCCAGAUCGCUCUUGAAAUCCAGAACAAUGCCCCACGAGACCCCUUGGCUCCCGCAGCAGUUACAGUUCCGUCCUCAUACACUGAAGCUUUAGACACGGUUCAACUUGCUGAAACAUUCCUUGGAAUCGCUGAAUCGCUCACAAAACCCAGAGGGUCUCUCAUUCAUUAG
Molecule: messenger RNA, 6752 nt
Organism: Suillus subaureus
Lineage: Eukaryota; Fungi; Basidiomycota; Agaricomycetes; Boletales; Suillaceae
Exons: 41
Coding region: 117-6752 (2211 amino acids)
Molecular function (GO): GTP binding; GTPase activity
Source: RefSeq, a predicted model, not a curated record